AUGGCGAAGUACAUAUCUCCCGACGAGCUCGCCACGAUCAUGAAGAGCGACAAGGUCCCGAUGAAGGACUUUUGCGUUGUGGAUGUGCGUGAUGACGAUUGGCAAGGCGGAAACAUCAAGGGAUCGCACAAUUCUCCCUCUCAUGGAUUCCUGACGAGACUCGAUGACCUCGUUGCACAGACGAAAGAUAUCCCGAUGGUGAUCUUCCAUUGCACGCUCUCCCAAGUCCGGGGACCUAAAGCUGCGAGCAUCUAUGCAGAAACACGUGAUCUUCUUGAAGCUGAGGGGGAGGACAAAGCCCACGACGUGCGGAUCCUGCAGGGUGGUUUCCAGGAUUUUCAAGCAAAAUACAAGGACGAUCCUGAGCUUGUGGAGAACUGGAAACACGACGUAUGGGGCGAGCUGCAUAUGUGA
Molecule: messenger RNA, 414 nt
Organism: Sparassis crispa
Lineage: Eukaryota; Fungi; Basidiomycota; Agaricomycetes; Polyporales; Sparassidaceae
Product: Dual specificity phosphatase ibp1
Exons: 4
Coding region: 1-414 (137 amino acids)
Cellular component (GO): cytoplasm; nucleus
Molecular function (GO): protein tyrosine phosphatase activity
Source: RefSeq, a predicted model, not a curated record